Molecule: messenger RNA, 4039 nt
Organism: Hippopotamus amphibius kiboko
Lineage: Eukaryota; Metazoa; Chordata; Mammalia; Artiodactyla; Hippopotamidae
Product: ATP-binding cassette sub-family C member 4-like
Exons: 31
Coding region: 16-3882 (1288 amino acids)
Biological process (GO): transmembrane transport
Cellular component (GO): plasma membrane
Molecular function (GO): ATP hydrolysis activity; ATP binding; ABC-type transporter activity
Source: RefSeq, a predicted model, not a curated record
CGCCCCGGCGGCAAGAUGCUGCCGGUGCACCCGGAGGUGAAGCCCAACGCCAGCCCGCUGCAGGGCGCGAACCUCUGCUCGCGCCUGUUCGUCUGGUGGCUAAACCCCUUGUUUAAAAUUGGCCACAAGCGGAGAUUAGAAGAAGAUGACAUGUACUCAGUGCUUCCGGAAGAUCGCUCCAGGCACCUUGGGGAAGAGCUGCAAGGGUACUGGGACCAAGAAGUUCUGAGAGCCGAGAAGGAUGCACGGGAGCCUUCUUUAACGAGAGCAAUCAUAAAGUGUUACUGGAAAUCCUAUUUAGUUUUGGGAAUUUUUACAUUUCUUGAGGAAGGCACCAAAGUAGUUCAGCCCAUGUUUUUGGGGAAAAUCGUCAGUUAUGUUGAAAACCAUGAUCCCACCGAUUCUGCCGCUUUGUACGAAGCCUACGGCUAUGCUGCAGGGCUGAGUGCCUGCGUGCUCAUCUGGGCCAUCCUGCACCACUUGUACUUCUAUCACAUUCAGCGUGUGGGGAUGAGGCUAAGAGUAGCCGUGUGCCAUAUGAUUUACCACAAGGCCCUUCACCUGAGUAGCCUGGCCAUGGGCAAGACCACCACAGGCCAGAUAGUCAACCUGCUGUCCAAUGAUGUGAACAAGUUGGAUCAGGUAACGAUGUUCUUGCACUUUCUGUGGGUGGGGCCACUGCAGGCUAUCGCAGUGACUGCCCUGCUCUGGAUGGAAAUAGGAAUAUCAUGUCUUGCCGGGAUGGUGGUUCUAAUUAUCCUUCUGCUUUUGCAAAGCUGCAUCGGGAAGCUGUUUUCAUCACUCUGGAAUAAGACCGCAGCUUUCACAGACGACAGGAUCAGGACCCUGAGCGAAGUUAUAACUGGCAUCAGAACAAUAAAAAUGUAUGCUUGGGAAAAGCCUUUUGAAGACCUUAUUACCAGUUUGAGAAGGAAGGAAAUUUCCAAGAUUCUAAGAAGUUCCUUCCUUAGAGGAAUGAACUUGGCAUCAUUUUUCACUGCAAGCAAAGUCAUGGUUUUUGUCACCUUCCUCACCAAUGUGCUCCUUGACAAUAUGAUCACAGCCAGCCAAAUGUUUGUGGUGGUGACGCUGUACGAGGCUCUGCGGUUUACGGGCACCCUCUACUUCCCCAUGGCCGUCGAGAAGGUGUCAGAGGCAGUCGUCAGCAUCCGAAGAAUCAAGAACUUUCUGUUACUUGAUGAGAUAUCACAGUGCAACUCUCAGCUGCCAUCAGAUGGUAAAACAAUAGUGAAUGUGCAAGAUUUCACUGCUUCUUGGGAUAAGGCAUUAGAGAAGCCAACUCUACAAGGUCUUUCCUUUACUGUCAGACCCGGUGAACUGUUAGCUGUGAUCGGACCUGUGGGGGCAGGAAAGUCGUCACUGUUAAGUGCUGUGCUGGGGGAGCUGCCCCCGAGCCAGGGGCUGGUCAGCGUGCACGGGAGGAUCGCGUGUGUUUCUCAGCAGCCCUGGGUGUUUUCAGGAACUGUGCGGAGUAAUAUUUUAUUUGGGAAGAAAUAUGAAAAAGAACGAUAUGAAGAAGUAAUAAAGGCUUGUGGUUUGGAGGAGGAUUUACAGCUUUUGGAGGAUGGAGAUCUAACUGUGAUAGGAGAUGGAGGGACCACACUGAGUGCAGGGCAGAAAGCCCGGGUCAGCCUCGCAAGAGCCGUGUAUCAGGAUGCAGACAUCUACCUCCUGGAUGAUCCGCUCAGCGCAGUGGAUGCAGAAGUCAGCAGGCACUUGUUUGAACAGUGUAUUCGUCAAGCCUUGCAGGAGAAGAUCACAAUCCUAGUGACUCAUCAGCUGCAUUUCCUAGAGGAUGCAAGUCAGAUUCUGAUACUGAAAGAUGGCAAAGUGGUCAAAAGGGGGACUUAUUCUGAGUUCCUGAAAUCUGGUGUAGAUGUCAUUUCCUUUUUUAAGAGGGAGAAUGAGGAGACAGAACCAUCUCCAGUUCCAGGAACUCCCACUCUGAGGAAUCAGACCUCCUCCAAGUCUUCAGUUCAAUCUCAACACUCUUCCAGACCCUCUAUGAAAAAUGCCGCUUCAGAGGGCCAAGAUGCUGAAAAUAUACAGGUUACACUAUCCCUGGAGAGCCGUUUGGAGGGAAAAGUUGGUUUCAAGACCUACGAGAAUUACUUCACAGCCAGUACUCAUAGGUUUAUCAUCAUUUUCCUUAUUCUAGUAAACAUCGCAGCUCAGGUUGCCUACAUCCUUCAGGAUUGGUGGCUUUCAUCCUGGGCGAAUGAACAGAGUGCCCUGUAUGCCGAAGUAUAUGGAAAAGAAAUCGUAGCUGAGGAGGUUGACCUUAACUGGUACUUAGGAGUAUAUCCAGCUCUAACUAUAGCUACCAUCCUUUUCGGCAUCACGAGAUCUCUGUUGAUAUUCUACGUCCUUGUUAAUUCUUCACAAACUUUGCACAAGAAAAUGUUGGAGUCCAUUUUGAGAGUUCCAGUAUUGUUCUUCAAUAGAAAUGCAGUAGGAAGAAUUUUAAAUCGUUUCUCCAAAGACGUUGGGCAUAUGGAUGACCUGCUGCCCCUGACAUUUCAAGAUUUCAUCCAGACAUUUCUACUUGUGAUUGGUGUGGUGGGCGUGAUGGUGGCGGUGAUUCCUUGGAUUGUGAUACCUGUGGUUCCCCUUGGCAUCAUUUUCUUUGUUCUUCAGCGAUAUUUCUUAGCAACAUCACGAGAUGUCAAACGCCUGGAAUGUACAACAUGGAGCCCAGUAUUUUCCCACUUAGCAUCUUCUCUCCGGGGACUCUGGACCAUCCAGGCUUACAAAGCCCAGCAGAGGUUUCAGGACCUGUUCAACGCACAGCAGGAUUUGCAUUCAGAGGCUUGGUUCCUGCUUUUGACCACGUCCCGAUGGCUCGCCGUGCGUCUGGAUGUCCUCUGUGCCAUCUUUGUCACCAUUGUUGCCUUUGUGUCCCUGAUCCUGGCAGAAACUUUGGCUCCCGGGCAGGUGGGCCUGGUGCUGUCUCUCGCCCUCACGCUCCCGGGGAUGAUCCAGUGGUGCAUCAGGCAAAGCAUCGAAGCUGAGAACAUGAUGAUUUCAGUAGAAAGAGUAAUUGAAUAUACAGACCUUGAGAAAGAAGCGCCCUGGGAAUAUAAGUAUCGUCCACCGCCAGACUGGCCCCAAACCGGACGCAUUGACUUUGUCCAUGUGAACUUCAGGUACAGCUUGGACGGACCUCUGGUAUUGAAGGAUCUGACACCACUUAUUGGCUCAAGUGAAAAGCUUGGCAUUGUGGGAAGAACAGGAGCUGGAAAAAGUUCCCUCAUCUCUGCCCUUUUUAGAUUGUCAGAACCUGAAGGUGGCAUUCAGAUUAGUGGGAUCUGGACAAGAAACAUUGGACUGCAUGAUUUAAGGAAGAAGAUGUCAGUUGUACCUCAGGAACCUGUUUUAUUCACUGGAACAAUGAGGAAAAAUCUGGAUCCCUUCAAUGAGCAUACGGAUGAGGAGCUGUGGAAUGCCUUAGAAGAGGUACAACUGAAAGAAGCCAUUGAAGUUCUUCCUGGUAAAAUGAAUACUGAAUUAGCAGAAUCCGGAUUGAACUUGAGUGUCGGACAGAGACAAUUGGUGUCCCUUGCCAGGGUUUUUCUCCGGAAAAAUCAGAUAUUAAUUAUUGACAAAGCCACAUCAAAUGUGGAUCCAAGAACUGAUGAGUUAAUACAAAAAAAAAUCCGUGAGAAAUUUGCCAAGUGCACGGUGAUAACCAUCACACACAGGCUGGGCACCAUUACUGACUGUGAAUCGAUAAUGGUUUUGGACUCGGGGACAGUGAAAGAAUAUAGAUCACCACGUGCAUUGGUGCAAAAUACAAAGAGCCUAUUUUACAAGAUGGUGCAACAACUGGGCAAGGACAAGGCUGCUGAAACAGCAAAAUAGGUGCGCAUCAAAAGGAGAUAGCCAGAUAUCACUCACAGUGACCCUGUGGUUAUGAACGCUUCCAGUGGACCGCCUGCAGCCAUAACAGAUUUGAGUCAGCACUGUGAUUCUACCAUGAUGUCAAGUUUAUUCCAAAGGCAUUUUUCCAGUAGUUUAA